Messenger RNA from Lasiosphaeria miniovina, 1470 nucleotides. Its product is annotated as nucleotide-diphospho-sugar transferase. The transcript has 3 exons. Gene Ontology annotation, molecular function: mannosyltransferase activity. Gene Ontology annotation, biological process: mannosyl-inositol phosphorylceramide biosynthetic process. The record is from RefSeq and is a predicted model, not a curated record. NCBI's taxonomy places the organism in Eukaryota, Fungi, Ascomycota, Sordariomycetes, Sordariales, Lasiosphaeriaceae. The coding region runs from base 148 to 1134 and encodes 328 amino acids.
GCGGUCCCUUUGUCAAGCCGCGGACCUAACCCAAGUGAAAUAACGGCUGCGGCUGCAUCGGAGCGCCGUCCAUCUCCCGUCAUCAAUUUCUUGCCUCCUACGAUACCGCGUCCGUCCUCCGGGUUGCCGACCAGGAGCACCGUAACGAUGCGCCUCUCCAUCAGGGUCUCGUUUGUCUUUUGGGGCAUUGCCCUGCUAACGGGCAUCUGCUAUGUGAUUUCGCGCGGGCUCGUUUUCAAGCAGAUCUUCAUGAACCACGCGGGCAUUCCCAUCUCGCAACCCGAAGUCGCAAACGCCUACAACGCCUCAGGGGAUUCGCGCCCUCAGCUCAUCCCCAAGCUCAUCCACCAGGUUUUCCACAACUGGCACGACCCCGGUAACGAAGUGCUACCCGACGACUGGGACAAGGUCCGUCAGACGUGCAUCAAGGCGAACCCCGACUUCAACUACACGCUCUGGACCGAGAAAUCGUCGCGCGAUUUCAUCGAGAGGGAAUAUGCCUGGUUCCUCCACACAUACGACGGCUACCGAUAUCCCGUGCAGAGGGUCGAUGCAGUCCGCUACUUUAUCCUUUUGCAUUACGGCGGUAUCUACCUCGAUCUCGACAAUGGUUGCAAGACGGAUCUGACGCCUCUCCUGUACUAUCCUACGUGGAUUACCGAACCUGGCCGCGGCGCCUUGAGCAAUAAUGUCCUUGCCUCGCGACCGAACCACCCAUUCUGGAACCGCCUCACACUGUCGCUGAUGCCUUGGGACUACAACUGGUUCUUCCCCUACGUCACCAUCAGCUACGCGAGCGGCCAGUGGUUUGUGUCGGCCAUCUGGCAGGAAUACCACUCUCUCCUCCCCAAGGUCAGCGAGAACCCCGACAUUGAGCACCGGCUGUAUCGGCUCAUGAUGGACGAUCGCGCCGGCGAGGAUCCCUGGGUCUACUUCACCCAGGAGCGCGGCGGCACGUGGAUCAAUUGGGACAACUACCUCUUCUUGAUGAUUGGCGAUCAUCUUUUCCUCUUUGUAUUGCUCCUGGUCAGCAGCAUCUCCCUGGCGGGCUGGCUCAUCACCCGGAUGAUCCGGAAGUACAAGACUGGCGGCUACUCGCGGCUGAAGACCCAGCUCAACAGAUACACGAUAUAGGGAUGCGUGGUUGAGGUUUCGCUAUUUCGAGAUUAGCCGCUUGUUCGCGCCACUUGGGAAACCAAAUGGUCUGAUGCUGUACCGCAACCGAAAUGAGACGCCCCGGUGCCGAAGGACGUGCCCGGCGACUACGGACCCGACGUUGGCCAUUUGGGCCAGAGACCAAGACACAUUACCGGCUCCUUGAUUUGGAGACAGUUAUGAUGGCUUGCAAUCUGACAGGUCCUGGUACCUUCAGCUUGAUCCGCAUUCCUAGACCUCGCCGUCGGCCGUUACCACGCAGGGUGGGCUCCAAACCGGCGGAGGUGAUGGGACCAUCGGCACACCGCUACGUUU